Hirsutella rhossiliensis is the source of this 582-nucleotide messenger RNA. RefSeq lists its product as uncharacterized. Bases 1 to 582 code for a protein of 193 amino acids. Lineage: Eukaryota; Fungi; Ascomycota; Sordariomycetes; Hypocreales; Ophiocordycipitaceae. The transcript is spliced from 2 exons. The record is from RefSeq and is a predicted model, not a curated record.
AUGGCCAUCAACGCGACGGCCGACGCCUCCUUUGGCCCCCAAUUGGGACGGGGCCAGCUCGACUUUACGCUGGCCUUUGAGCAAGCUAUCUUUGGAAUCGGGCCCUCGGAACUGCUCCUGGCUGCCGCGUCGUUGCGUAUUUCCAUUCUUCGACAGAGAGAGCCGCUCUUCCGGGUCGGCCACUUGCUCUGGGCUAAGUUGACCGCCGCUGCCCUGCUCCUUGGUCUCGAGCUGGUCAGCCUGGUGCUAUGGAGCACCUCGCCCCCUCCUGCGCGCACCCACGUCGCCCUGGCGGCCGCGUCUCUGGCUGUCGCUGACGUCGAAGCCAUGGCCUCGCUGCUCUACACCGAACAUCGCCAUGCAUUCUCGCCGUCGCUGCUGCUGAGCACCUACCUCUUAGUCAGUGCCCUGCUCGACGUCGUCGGCAUCCGCUCACUAUUCCUGCGGGGCGACUUGGAUGCUCUCGGUGCCGUCGCCUCGGCGACUCUCGCCUUGAAGCUCGUCAUGACUGGCCUGGAGGAAGUCCCCAAGCGUGGUCCCGCUGCUCUGCGCACAUCCAAGGAGAUGGCAAGAGGCCUGUAG